AUGCUCGUUGCGCUGGCUGCUGUCACAUGUGAAGUAUACGGCAGUUUAAUCGGUUUCGAAGCCAACUUGGGGCAAACAGUUGUUUGGGAUUUCGGUGAUUCGGUGCGGAAAAUAGCUGUGUAUCGUGGCUUCAAUCAAGAAGCAAUCAUCCAGGAUGCAGAAGUCACUUCAUAUGGGGUUAAUUUUUUAAACUUUUCAUGA
Messenger RNA from Gongylonema pulchrum, 201 nucleotides. Lineage: Eukaryota; Metazoa; Nematoda; Chromadorea; Rhabditida; Gongylonematidae. The record is from the annotation of a GenBank genome assembly.